AUGUCACCACCGACAAAAACCACGCUUGCUCAGUUACUGGGCAACUUGGCUGUCGCAAGAGAAGAACCGAAUGUGCAAUACUGCCAAAAGAUUCAUUCGACAUCCCGCAGUCACAAAGUGACGCGAGCUAUUGGAUCUGGGGGAAAGUGGGAGAAACCAGGCGCUCAACGACCCUACACUGCCCUGUCGCCCAUCGGCACGGUGCUCGCCAUACCGUACCCGCUCCCGCAUAAUUGCAUAGCACCAAAAGCGAUGGUGGGAAAUGCUGAAAGAUACCAUACGGUCCGAUCGUACCAAGGUGAUGCGACUGUGGCCACGCUGACUUGUGGCUACAGGGCCGAGCGAAAUUCCCUGCCUUCACAGAGACAAAAAGCGUUCAGCCUUCUCAAAGCCCCCUCCCAGUGUACAUGUUCCGGACGCCGAAAAGAUGAGAACAGCCUGAGCUUGAUGGAAUGCGUCUUAGGCAUUGCUUAUGAAGUGGGUAGCGUCAAGAUCGAGAAGCAUCAUGGUGACACCGCCAACGUUGAUCACUGCAAGAAGGCCCAAACAAGUGGUUACCCGAUUGCUAUCAUUGCCGGCGUCAAAGAGAUUGCACAGUUUUGA
This is a messenger RNA of Suillus clintonianus, 603 nucleotides long. RefSeq lists its product as uncharacterized. The transcript has 10 exons. NCBI's taxonomy places the organism in Eukaryota, Fungi, Basidiomycota, Agaricomycetes, Boletales, Suillaceae. Bases 1 to 603 code for a protein of 200 amino acids. The record is from RefSeq and is a predicted model, not a curated record.